This is a messenger RNA of Rattus rattus (black rat), 2394 nucleotides long. It is a transcript of the gene Traf4, whose product is annotated as TNF receptor associated factor 4. NCBI's taxonomy places the organism in Eukaryota, Metazoa, Chordata, Mammalia, Rodentia, Muridae. The transcript has 7 exons. Gene Ontology annotation, molecular function: zinc ion binding; protein binding. Gene Ontology annotation, biological process: positive regulation of JNK cascade; regulation of apoptotic process; activation of NF-kappaB-inducing kinase activity. The record is from RefSeq and is a predicted model, not a curated record. Bases 453 to 1865 code for a protein of 470 amino acids.
CGCUGCCUAGCACCUGGAAGCUAGGGCCAUGGGUCCCAGAGCGGCGCGUGGCGCAGGGGACCUUAAAGUGGCCACUGAAGAGUCAAGUCUUUGUGGUGCGACCUGAUAGGCACCAUCACAACGCAAGGGGACCCGCUUCUGGAAGGAUCUCAGCCUCGCUCGCAGUUCCAGCGGGAAAGAGAAGCCCGAUUUAACUUUCAAAGCCAGGGCAGAGUCCGGAGUGCGACGGCAUUCUAAGGGCUUGUGGAGUGGGCGGGGUGCGCGGGCGGGCUCUAGGACCGUGGGGACGCAGCUCCGCCCCCUCUUCCGGCGGGCGGGGUUGCGGACCCGGGCCGGUCUCGGCCGCCAGUCGGCGCCGCCUGCAGCCGGGAAACGCGGCCCGAGCGAGGCGCGCGGGCUGUGGGGCCGCCGCGUGCCCGGCCCCGCUCGCCCGUGCCCGGCGCCCGCCCGCCAUGCCCGGCUUCGACUACAAGUUCCUGGAGAAGCCCAAGCGGCGGCUGCUGUGCCCACUGUGCGGGAAACCCAUGCGCGAGCCUGUGCAGGUGUCCACUUGCGGCCACCGCUUCUGCGACACCUGCCUGCAGGAGUUCCUCAGUGAAGGAGUCUUCAAAUGCCCUGAAGACCAGCUUCCUCUGGACUAUGCCAAGAUCUACCCGGACCCGGAGCUGGAGGUGCAGGUGUUAGGCUUGGCUAUACGCUGCAUCCACAGUGAGGAGGGCUGCCGCUGGAGCGGGCCACUUCGUCACCUACAGGGCCACUUGAACACUUGCAGCUUCAAUGUAGUCCCCUGCCCGAAUCGCUGCCCGGCCAAGCUGAGCCGGCGCGACCUGCCCGCCCACCUGCAGCACGACUGCCCUAAGCGCCGCCUCAAGUGUGAAUUCUGUGGCUGUGACUUCAGUGGGGAGGCCUACGAGAGUCACGAGGGUGUGUGCCCCCAAGAGAGUGUGUACUGUGAGAACAAGUGUGGUGCCCGCAUGAUGAGGCGACUGUUGGCCCAGCACGCCACUUCUGAGUGCCCCAAGCGCACCCAGCCCUGUGCCUACUGUACCAAGGAGUUUGUUUAUGACACCAUCCAGAGCCACCAGUACCAGUGCCCACGCCUGCCUGUUCCCUGCCCCAACCAGUGUGGAGUGGGCACUGUGGCCCGGGAGGACCUGCCCACCCAUCUGAAGGAUAGCUGCAGCACUGCCUUCGUGCUCUGCCCUUUCAAAGAGUCUGGCUGCAAGCACAGGUGCCCUAAGCUGGCAAUGGGACGUCAUGUGGAGGAAAGUGUAAAGCCACAUCUGGCUAUGAUGUGCGCCCUGGUGAGCCGGCAGCGGCAAGAGCUGCAGGAGCUGCGCAGAGAGCUGGAGGAGCUAUCUGUGGGCAGUGAUGGAGUGCUCAUCUGGAAGAUCGGCAGCUAUGGGCGUCGCCUACAGGAGGCCAAGGCCAAGCCUAACCUGGAGUGCUUCAGCCCAGCCUUCUAUACACAUAAGUACGGUUACAAGCUGCAGGUGUCUGCGUUCCUUAACGGCAAUGGCAGUGGGGAGGGUACACAUCUCUCCAUCUACAUCCGUGUGCUGCCAGGCGCCUUUGACAAUCUCCUCGAGUGGCCUUUUGCACGACGGGUCACCUUCUCCCUGCUGGAUCAGAGUGACCCAGGUUUGGCUAAGCCACAGCAUGUCACGGAGACCUUCCACCCUGAUCCAAACUGGAAGAACUUCCAGAAGCCUGGCACUUGGCGAGGUUCCCUGGAUGAGAGUUCUCUGGGCUUUGGCUACCCCAAAUUCAUUUCCCACCAGGACAUCCGAAAACGAAAUUACGUGCGGGAUGAUGCAGUUUUCAUCCGUGCCUCUGUCGAACUGCCCCGGAAGAUCCUCAGCUGAGAGUAGAGCCUUUUGGCUUCAAGUGGGAAGGGAGGUGGGACAGGAUCUCAGGCACUGGCUGGAACUGGAUUGGGGGCCGGACCUCCUUUCAGCUUCUUUUGCCUAGGUUGUUAGCCCAUUCUCCCUACCACCACCACCACCACCACCACCACCCCUACCCCUCAGGUGCCUCCAAUUGGUGCUUCAGCCCUGGCCCCUGGGGGGAGCAGGUCUCGGGGUUAUCAAGGGCUGGAAAUGUGAUCCCAGGGCCUGUCUCCCCUCCUGGGCAGGGCGGACAUGCCUUGGUGCCAGCCACGUUCUACCUGGACUGAGGUGCCUGCUCAGGUGCUAUAUCCCAAGAGCCAUAGUGGGGGUGGGAGGUAUUGGCAACGGGAGGGGUAGGUAUAAGAAUCUGCCUUGAGAUUACCUUCUCUUUCCAUUCACCCAGUGGCGCCCUCUCUGGUUAUUUAUUUCUCUAGUGCUAGGAGGGCACAGCAGGGGAACUCUGAUUUUUAAUAAAUCCUGAAUUGUAUUUAUUAACUUGAUUCCA